Solanum verrucosum is the source of this 1908-nucleotide messenger RNA. RefSeq lists its product as uncharacterized. The coding region runs from base 1 to 1908 and encodes 635 amino acids. The record is from RefSeq and is a predicted model, not a curated record. Lineage: Eukaryota; Viridiplantae; Streptophyta; Magnoliopsida; Solanales; Solanaceae. Gene Ontology annotation, molecular function: zinc ion binding. The transcript has 3 exons.
AUGGAUAUUGCUGCUGAUGGCUCUAGGCCUAUAUUAAGAAUAAAUGUCAUUGCGAGGUCUCUAAUUGAACCAACAUAUUCUUUUAACGACAACAACUUGGUUGAAAAUGAGAACUUGGGUGAUCAACCAAAUGAGAGCUUUUGUGAUCAAUCAAGUGACAACUUGGGUGAUGAUUCAAUGAAUGUGCAUGAUUAUUCAUUCGAUACUGAAGAUAAGACAAUAGAUGCAGAAGAUUUCGAACAUUUUGAAGAAGAUCAGGGAGAGCCGAAAUUGAGAUCACAACCCAACCAUUCUUUCUCUGAUGGAACUAAUUUUUACAUGUAUCAAACAUUCAGUACCAAGAGUGAGCUACAAUUGUUAUUAGCCGAAGUAGCGACGAUAAAAUCAUUUGAUUUUGCUACAGUGAAGAGUUGUAGUAAAUACUUAAAGGUGAAAUGUGCAUCUCAUAUUUGUGCGUGGAUGCUGCAGGCAAAGAAAUAUGAGUGUUCGGAUAGAUUUCGUACUUACAAGUAUAUUGAUGAUCACAGUUGCGGUGUUGAAUAUGCCAUCAACAGCCAUAGAAAACUCUUGACCAAAGUCAUUGCGUCGCAUUGUGUGAAUCUUUAUCGCGAUGGCAAGGGUCCAAAUGUUGAAGAGAUUCAGAGGACUAUUUUUAAUAUUUUUCAUUGUAGUCCAAGCUAUUGGAAAUGUUGGAAGGGAUAUGUGACUGCCAAGGAUAUGGUUCGAGGGACAUCGGAGCACAAAUAUUCAUGCUUACCGGCCUUUUCAUAUAUGUUCGACACUUUUAAUAUUGGUUCUAGCUAUUGUAUCAUGGGAAUUUUCCCACAUGAGAAAGGUAAUUGCGGUCGACGACACUCAUUUACAUGUUGCCUUUUGUGUCGUGGACAAAGAGAACGAUGCAUCUUUGAAAAGUUGAAGGAUACUGUGGUCGAUGAAUCAAAUUUAUGUUUUAUUUACGAUAGACACAAGAGCAGUGCCAACGAUAUUGCAAAGGUUUACAAUCAUGCUCAUCACAGAUAUUUCAUGAGGUACCUCGGUGAAAAUCUUCGGGUAAAUCACCAAUGUAGAGAUUCCCUUUAUCUAUACUACAACGCGGCAAAGGCAUAUUCUUUGGAGAAGUUCCACGAUCAUUUUUUGGAAUUCAAGGACAAAUCUCCCGAGGCAGCCUUUGUCCUUGAGCAUGAUGUUGGUUUUGAAAAGUGGAGCAGAGCAUAUUCCCCAGGAAACAGGUAUGAUGUGAUGACCACAAAUAUUGCCGAGUCACUCAACGCUAUGUUGAUAGACGAGAGAGAGUACCCCGAGACAUUCAUAUUUAAUUCGAUUGUUAAGAGAUUUGGAGAAUUAUUUAGGGAGAUGCAUGCACAUGUCCUUAAAUCAAAGGGUAAUAAAAUGAUGCCGACUGCCGAAAGGAUCGCUAGAAAAAAAAUGAUCGAGGGCGACUCCUUGUAUGUGGAGAACAUAACUGGGGAUGACAAUCAAUUCACCGUGUUCGGCGUAGGUUCUACUUCCAGUGUUAACCUACUGGAAAAGUUAUGUUCUUGUAGGGAAUAUGACUUGGUCAAGAUACCGUGCGCUCAUGCAAUAGCUGCUUUGAGAUCGAAGCAUGGCGAUGAGUAUGGUAUGAACAUCUAUGAAUAUUCUCCGCCUUUAUAUAAACCGGAAACAUACCUUCUUGCAUACUCUGAAUCUAUUAAUGUUGUCCCUAUCGAGUCAGAAUGGUGUAUGCCAGAAGAAUUACUAAGCGUGAAUAUUCUUCCACCCCUUGUAGAUACCAAGCUUGGAAGGGAGAAAAGAGAACGUGUCAAGGGUGUCAGUGAGAAUUUCAAAAGCAAGAGGAGGAACAAAUGUUCAAUUUGUAAGAGAUCCGGACACAAGAAAACCACAUGUAUGAACAACAACAAAUCUUAG